Paramecium pentaurelia is the source of this 131-nucleotide messenger RNA. Lineage: Eukaryota; Ciliophora; Oligohymenophorea; Peniculida; Parameciidae. The record is from the annotation of a GenBank genome assembly.
AUGAAGUAUUAUAAUAAAAUAUAUUUAGGCAUUAAAUUUAUCUCCUGAUGGAUCAUUUUGGAAAAGAAAAGUAUUUUAUAAAAUAAGAUUAUGUGAAAUAUUCUCAUUUAUGCUUGCCUCUGCAUUUAUGA